GACUGUCGGCGUAUGAAUUAUGAUCCAAACAAUCUCCCUCUUCCUUUCUCUCUCUAAAAUCUACUCAUCUCUAGAGAGAGAGAAACAGUUUUACUGGUUCUUCUUCUUCUCCUUUCUUCUGAUUCAAUAAAAAAAACAGAAACACAAUAAUUAUUGGCAGCCAUUACUGCUCAACAUAAUCACGCCGCAUAAUCCAUCACUACCAUUUAUUGCCAUUAUUAUGCCAGCCUCACACUCAAACAGAGAGAAUUAAAGUUUAGUGUAGCAGCAGCGCAAUUAAGCACAAGAUUGAAGCAAAAACAAACAGAGAGCAACACCGUUUAUAUAUAUUAUGAGAUCAACAUUGCGGAGCUAGAAAUGGUGUCAUGAUUGCCGUUGACGAUCGGAAGCUGAAUUCUCUUGUUGUGUGGAUCGGGAGAGCUAGCAAUGGGGUCUAGAAUGGAUCAGUAUGAGAUCAUGGAGCAGAUCGGUCGCGGAGCGUUUGGUGCUGCUAUUCUUGUUAACCACAGGGCUGAGAAGAAGAAAUAUGUGUUGAAGAAAAUUAGGCUUGCGCGGCAGACUGAACGUUGCAGAAGAUCUGCUCAUCAAGAGAUGGCGCUUAUUGCUCGAAUUCAGCACCCCUACAUUGUUGAAUUUAAGGAGGCAUGGGUUGAGAAAGGAUGUUUUGUCUGCAUUGUUACUGGAUAUUGUGAAGGUGGAGACAUGGCUGCCUUGAUGAAAAAGUCAAAUGGGGCUUACUUUCCAGAGGAGAAGCUCUGCAAGUGGAUUACUCAAUUACUGUUGGCAGUAGAAUACCUACAUUCAAAUUUUGUUUUACACCGUGACCUGAAGUGUUCCAACAUAUUUCUUACCAAGGAUCAGGAUGUUCGCCUAGGGGAUUUUGGGCUUGCUAAGACACUAAAAGCAGAUGAUUUGACUUCUUCGGUGGUAGGAACUCCCAACUACAUGUGUCCUGAACUGCUGACAGAUAUUCCUUAUGGAUUCAAAUCUGAUAUUUGGUCAUUAGGAUGUUGUAUAUAUGAGAUGGCUGCUCAUCGCCAUGCUUUUAAAGCCUUUGAUAUGGCAGGACUGAUAAGCAAGAUAAAUCGUUCCGCUAUUGGUCCUUUGCCUCCCUGUUAUGCCCCAUCCUUGAAAACACUGAUAAGGGGCAUGCUGAGAAAAAAUCCUGAGCAUCGUCCAACAGCAUCUGAAAUCUUAAAGCACCCUUAUUUGCAGCCUUAUGUUCAUCAAUAUCGUUCAUCUUUCUGUUCUCCAACAGCCAGUUCUCCUGAAAAGCUAAUAUCUGCUGCCCAUGGUUCUCAGAAAAAUAUGGCAGGAAGUCAAAACAGUAGUAGUACAAGUAGUGACAAAGAUAGUUUGAUGUCAAAUGAGAGAAACAUUACAAAAGCAGUCCCAAAGUGUGAGAGCGAAACCACUGAGGCAGACCUGGAAUCAUUUGAUGAUGAUAGCUCUGAGCUUCCUCUGCCCAGUGAAGAAGGAAGUAGCUCCAGUAAUGUCAAUACCAAAACAGAUAAACAGGAAGUUAUGAAGCAAACUCACAAAGAGCGCCAUUCUAAUGCUGUAUUUAAGCAACCAAAAAAAACGAAGAACAUAGUGAUGGCAUUAAAAGAUGAAAAAGUUAGAGAGACAAGUUCUCCCCUGAGAAGCAAUAGAAUAAAGGCUGGUGGCGUAUCAACACAGAAAAUUAAUACAGAAACUGAAACACCGUCCAAAUUGCCCAAGCCUAAUUUUGGUGUUUCUGCUUUGAAGCCUAAUUUAGAUGUGGCAACUGAUGCACCUUCAAAAGCUACCCCUGAUUCUGCAAAACAGAUGCAGGGACGACAUACUUCAAAGCAUCAGUUACCGGUGAUAAAUUCAACACCAAAAAAUAGACCUCGAUAUAAUGUGACUUCAUCUGGUCCAAUUAAACACAUAGACGAUCAUGGAGUUCCAAUAAGGUCUAAGCAAAAGACUCCUCCAAGCUCACUUAAACCACCUUCAUUUCCAGGACGUAUGAGGCAGGCUGGGCUCGACAAUCCAAAUGUCGCAAAUGAUACAGGAAAGUCAAGUCAAAAUAAAAUAGCUCAGGAGGCUAAGAUGAGUCAUCAACAGUUGACUAACGGCCAUCCACAACAUAUUUCUAAGGAAUUUACUAGAGAGCCUUUGAAGGCUUUUGAAAGUAGUUCCAAAGGAAUAGAGACUAAAAGCAGCAAUUCUGUCUCAUCUUCAGUCUCUAUUCAAGGAUUCGAACUUUCUGACUUUGCAACCACUUUUAUUGACUUGAGUGCACCAAUGCUUCCUGAUCAUGAGUGUUCAAACCACCCUGAAAAUGUGGAAUCACAUCCAAAUAGCAGCUCACCUCCUCAAAAUUUGUCUGGGGAAACCUCUCUGCUUACACCAAAUUUUCGGCAUGCAACAAUUACUAGUAUUGAGAAAGUGAGCCCCAGUUUAACUCUUGAUCACUCAGUUCAAGAUUCUCAGGUAAAGUUUGCUUCUGAUGAUAGUUUUCUCAGAAAUCAAACAACUACACCUGCUGCCUCCGGGUGUGAUAAGAGAUCUGUAGAUCCCUCUGCAGAAGUCACGCCACAAAUCAAAGAACUUCAAAAUAUUUCUGAGGAAAUGACUUCAACCAAGUCUCUCAAACACCAACUCCCAUCAGUGGCUGAAACUGCCACUCAGAUUAUCUCGACUAAAAUUUCAAGCCAGAAAGUUUUACAAGAAGAGAAAGAAACAGUUUUACAGAAUCCAGCACCAGAAAAGCCAGCUUCUGGCCAUCUUCCUCCAGCUUUUGAUGAUGUCAUUCACGUUAUACGCCAUAGCAGUUACCGUAUGGGGAGUGAGCUAGUGAAGGAAUCUGUGGUUCAAAAUGUAGAUGUUGGUAAAUUUAUCAACAUUGCAAGGGAUAAUUCAGAAACGAGAAAAGUGAAGUCAAAUUGCUCUGAAGCUACAAACUCGGAGUCAAAUAUUUCUGAUAAUUUGGAAAUUAGAAACCUGAGUACUCCUAAAUCUCCUAAUGUUAAAUCUUCGAGUUUCUCUGACUCGUUGAGCUUGAAAUCAAGUAUUUCUGACCAUCCUAGUGUUAAGAAACAAGAUGUGAAAACCCCUGAUACUCUUCUUUCAAAAUCUGAUUCCACUGGCUGUACAAAAUUUAACCCUCCUACAACUGCAGAGGAAGCACCAGUAAAGGAAACUUUGGAUGUCAAAUCUUCCACGCAGAGAGCUGAGGCACUUGAAGGGCUGCUAGAGUUGUCUGCAGAUUUGCUGCAGCAAAAUAGACUCGAGGAACUUUCCAUUGUUCUGAAGCCUUUUGGAAAAGACAAGGUCUCCCCAAGGGAGACAGCAAUUUGGUUAGCCAAGAGUCUAAAAGGGUUGAUGGUUGAUCAUUGAUGAAAGUGGCCAAGUGGGGGAAGAUGUUAAUGAGGUUUCUUAUCCUUGUAAGUCUGCUUGCAUUUGAAUUUUUUUUUAUUGCUUUACUCGCACAUAGCUUUUUAAGUGCCACUUGAAUGAAGUGAAAAAACAGGCUUUAUUGUUUCUUCUCUCAUUUUUGUAUUUCUUUCAGUGCUUUAUUGCUGUUGUAAAUAGAAACCUUACAAAUUAAUAACAUCAACAUACAGCAAACUGUAUGGAUAUCUUCUGGCCAA
Messenger RNA from Lotus japonicus, 3620 nucleotides. RefSeq names its product serine/threonine-protein kinase Nek1-like. Gene Ontology annotation, molecular function: protein kinase activity; ATP binding. NCBI's taxonomy places the organism in Eukaryota, Viridiplantae, Streptophyta, Magnoliopsida, Fabales, Fabaceae. The transcript has 14 exons. The record is from RefSeq and is a predicted model, not a curated record. Gene Ontology annotation, biological process: microtubule-based process; protein phosphorylation. Bases 427 to 3366 code for a protein of 979 amino acids. Gene Ontology annotation, cellular component: cortical microtubule.